Chlorocebus sabaeus (green monkey) is the source of this 1411-nucleotide messenger RNA. The record is from RefSeq and is a predicted model, not a curated record. NCBI's taxonomy places the organism in Eukaryota, Metazoa, Chordata, Mammalia, Primates, Cercopithecidae.
UUAAAAUUUAAUUGGGUAUCCUGUAUUUUAUCUGGCAACCUUACCACUUGGGGAAUUUGUACUUCUUGUGCCACAAUUCUUGGCUCUGUGGGUUCCCAAAUGGGGGAUAUUUUCAUCAGGGUUCACAAGAAGAGUUCCAUUUAACUAUAAACUAUGACCACCACUAUGGUAAUUCUAUUUCUUGUGCCAAGGCACCAGCAAGCAAGAAGAGGAGUUACCAUCUUGUCAGGAGUGAUUGACCCUGAUCACCUAGAAGAGGGUCUGCCUCCCAAGUAAAUGAAACUGUGAAAAGCAGCAACAGAGGACAGAGGACAAAGAAAUAGAUCCAUAUUUUCCACCUCAAAAAAUGAGUGAAUAUGUAAUGGACCCUCAUAUUGUAGAUGGGUUAAUACAAGAUAAACCCUACAGACCGAGAAAUAUAAAUAGAAAGGGAAAAGCAGUGGCUUUUUCACCAAAAGAAUAUAAUUCACCAUCUUUCAGACCAGAAUAUAUAGAAUUCAAACCAAAAUUUCAGUUUCAGAAAGUCAACAAGAACGGUUUUGAUCCUUUUCUAAGGAAUAUAAACAAAAUGUCAGUCAAUAAAAGAAAAGAUCAAGAUAUAUACAAACGUAGAAACAUUUUAGGUGCAGAGGUUAUAGAGCACGAAGACCAGGAUCCUCCUUAUCCAGCACAAUCAAAAACUGCAGGACCUGCUAAUAAAACCUGGGCCCAUGACCCUAAUAUCUUCACAACAAAGACGUCAGAAACUGAGAAUAAGUUAGCCCCUGACCCUACUAUCAAUACGAUAAAGGGUGUAGAUGCAAAGAAUAAUUUAAAAGAAAAUCUACCAAAUGUAUCUUUACCAAGUUUCAAAGGAGAAUCAUCAAGGGCUGGAAAUGUACAUGCAAAUACAUGUCCCCUCUCAAAGUCUUUAAAUUUUACCCCCCAGAUAGAAUAUUUAAAACAAUCAAUGAUACUCAAGUCAGUUUUAAGUAAAAAUCUGCAAGACCUUUCAGACAAAUUAUUUUCUAAACCAGAAGUUAGUAUGAACAGUGAAGCAAGAGAGGAAAGUAGUUCUCUACUUAUAAGCAUUCAUGAUAAAUCAUCAAGUAGUAUGGAAGACAACGUAUUGGGAAAAAAACAAGAUUUAAACAACUGGCUUUCAGAAAAAGACAUUUUAAAUUCAAAGACUAUUUUAAGUCAAAUAAUUAAAAAUAUUCCUGUGGAUUUAUUUUCAGAAGGUAGUCAAAUAACUGAAAAUAUUCCUGCAGAUUCACUUUCAGAAGGUGGUCAAGUAAUUAAAAAUAUUCCUGAAUAUUCACUUUCAGAACAGGGUCAGAUAAUUAAAAAUAUUCCUGCAGAUUCCUUUUCAGAAGGUGGACCAGGACAAUCUCCGGAGGUUCAAGUGGCACUGUACAUGACUACAUUAUAA